AUGACUCCGUCUGGUCUCCAGAACCCAUUCGAAACGAGCACUCUAAUGGCGGCCACCACUUUCAUGGUUUCGGUAAGUCCGAAUCUCAUCCGAAUCUGUAAAACGUAUCAUUUAGGUUGGUUCCUUUGGAUUCAUCUCCAACCUUCUGGCCAUGUUCGUCAUCUACCGUAAUCCAAUGCUUCAUAACACUUUCGGUCUCCUCUGUUUCUCCCAUUUGGUCUCAAAUGUCGGAAUACUGUUCUGUUUCUCAACGUGGCCAGUUGCCAUGAUCCUCAAGUACCGAAAGAAGAGCUUUCAUCUGAAAUGCGAAGAUUUUCAGGCAAGACAACGAUUUGGCCCAUAGCAUCGUCGGAAAACGGUUCGGUCAGUUCACGAUCAUCUUCUGGUGGAGCUGCAUUCUCGCGCACGUCGCCAUCUCCGUCAACCGCUAUGUUUCCAUCGUUUUCCCGAUCAAAGUGAGUAAUCUCCGAUUCGAGUUCUCCGAAUUGUCUUGUUUUUCAGUCGUACAUCUGGUUCACGGUUCCGAACACGAGAUAUGCCAUCAUUUGUAUCUGGAUAAUCGGUUUUGUAGUCACCAUUCCCUAUUUUUGGGGUACGUCAUCACGCUUUUUUUUCGGGCGGUUCGGUUCAACGAGCAAUUCAGAUGAGACAUGCUACGUGGCUUUCAACGCACACACCUUCCAAUGGACGUACGCCGAGUACCCGUGCGGCCAAUUUCUGUCGUUGUUGGUGGAAGUGAACAGGAACACUUUUAGACUCGUACACUUUCAGAUUCGAUUUCAUCGGCGGAGUCAUCUUUUGUUCGUUCGCCUUUCUCAUCGACAUGCUCACUCUGAUCCGUCUCCGCGUCGCCAACAAUGUACUAAAAACCCCCAACCAUCUAUAAAUGGAAGAUUCCAGUUGCAGACGUUGGGAGUCAGCGCCCAGACGGCAAUCGAGAUGACGAAACGUCGGAAGAACGAGAUUAGGCUUUUCGCGCAGGCCUUCACUCAGUGCAUCGUCUUCUGUAUCACUCUGCUCUCUUUCCACAUCUUCACUCUUCUCUCCGACAAUCUCUGGUGGCAAUUUGCGAUGGUCACAAUGAUCUGGAUAACCGCUCAUUCUCUGGACGGGUAUACUCGGAAAACUGUGCAUUUCAACAUUUAUCUUUGCAGACUAAUUGUUGUCUUGUUUCAUUUCCGUCUUUCUCUCUGCAAGAACAAGCGUUUGACGUCUUCAAUAAUGAAUUCUUCGACGAGUCGCGCCGUCACAACCAUCAUCGGAAAAUAUUAA
Molecule: messenger RNA, 1272 nt
Organism: Caenorhabditis sp. 36 PRJEB53466
Lineage: Eukaryota; Metazoa; Nematoda; Chromadorea; Rhabditida; Rhabditidae
Source: the annotation of a GenBank genome assembly